AUGGAAACUUAAAUCACAUUAAAGAUAAAAACACUAGAUAAUCAAAUCACUUCUUUUUCCAUUGAUCCAAACAACACUGUUUAAUAAUUGAAAAAUGUAAUUUAAAAUAAACUAAACAUACCUUUUGAUAAGUAAAGACUGAUUUACCAAGGGAGAGUUUUAGAGAACAAUAAAACUUUAUAAGAUUAUAAAGUAAUUAGUAAAUGAAUCGACAUAGUUAUAAAAUGAUCAUGUAGUUUUAUUGCCAGGAUAGCCGAUAUAGGAGGAUCAAAUAAUCUAGAAUUAAACUCAAUAAUCAUAAUAAUAAUAAUAGUAGUAGUAAUAAGCAUAAGGUGUAAAUGAAUUCCUUGAAAUGGAUAUCUUGAGCAACAUUCUGAGAACACUAAGUAAAAGAAACUUUGUAUUUUAGGGCAGCAUUAAUAUAAUAGAUAAAAUGUAAGAAGAAUGGUACAGUAAUAGAGGAGCAAUGGUAAGAACUUCAAAGAUUUCCAUUAGGUUUCAAUGUUGACAAAUAAGUAUCAUUGGAGGGCAUAAGAUAAAAUUACCAAACCAUCAAGUAGUUAUUAGAUUCCUAGGUCAAACCUGAAGAAUUAAAGCAAGAAGAUAUUUAAGGUAUAUAAAUUAAAUUAGACAUCUAGGUGAAUAUGUGAACCCAUUUGAUCCAAAGAAACGGACCUUCUAAGUUGGAUAGUGGAUUGACGUGAAGGAUACGAUUGAUCAGUGGGUAUUUAUGUUGUUUUUAAUAUUUCUAUUUUAGCUUGAAGCAUAAGUAUAAAUAGUUGAAUAAAAUAGAAUUUUUAUUCAUUAUAAUGGGUGGGGUAACAGAUGGGAUGAAUGGCUCGACAUACAAUCUCCUCGAAUUGCUACUUUUCGAACUUAUACUGUAGGUAGUGCUAAUCAAGACUUCUUAUCUCCACAUCCAGUUAGUGAUCCUGAUUGUGAUGUAGAAAAGUAAGAAAUUGAUAUGCAUAAAUUCAUUUUUGAUGUAGGACAUAUGAUGAAUUAAGUUACUUAAUUGCUAAUAGAAUUUGGAAGAUUCGAAAAUAACAAAAGAAUUGCUGAGAAAUAGAUUUAAUUACAAUAACAAUACUAAUAAAUGUUAAUGAAUAAAAAUAAGGAAAUUAAUCCUGAGGAAAAUCAAUUUGAAAUGAGAAAGAAGGAAAAAGAAUUAAAUGAAUACGAAAUUAAAUCAAGUUUAAUUGGUUCUUAAUUGGCCCCUAUAUUUGAUAGGAUGGGUCGAAUGAUGACAGAUUUGGCUCCUCAUUUAGCUUUGAUGGGAUCUAAAACACAAAGAGUCAAUAAUAAUAAUUAAUAAUAAUUGCUAUUUUAGGUUCCUGUGACAUUAACACCAAAUGAAAUUUACUAGUCAUAAUAAAAUGCUCCCACUCUUCACAGUCGUCUAGAAAUUAUUAACAAUAGACUCGCUAUACUAAGAAUGACUGAGUUCAUUCAAUAGGAAGAUAGUGAUGAUGAUCAUUUUACUAUCUGA
Paramecium octaurelia is the source of this 1489-nucleotide messenger RNA. The record is from the annotation of a GenBank genome assembly. NCBI's taxonomy places the organism in Eukaryota, Ciliophora, Oligohymenophorea, Peniculida, Parameciidae.